UAAUCAGUCUGUUUUGGGUCCUUGGACAUGUUCUUGAGCUUGUUAAACACUGCUUGAAAAGAUCCAACUGUUUCGUAGCUGAUGAAUGUUUGCAUGCCGCAAACAAACUCCUGUGUGGUUGUUUCUCUUGGUUAGUUCUACUUACGGGUUCUGGGGUUCUUGCAAAGCCUCUUUGAUCCAGCUGGAAUGAUGACGUCAUCAGCAGGGACCGAAAGACCAAGGGGUGUGUCGCGCAAAGGGGGCGUGUCCAACAGCGGUUUUAGAAUAUCACGUGACAAAUGCCGAACGAGGCCCCGUUUUCUGAAAUCACGUGACUGACUCCUUAUGAGAAAAAGACGUGGGAAAUAGAGGAAGUGUUCUGAGGGAACAAACCAAAAGUCAAAAGAAGCCUGAGGACGAGACAGAGGGAGCAGCGGUUGCCAGAAAAGAGGUCUCUCAAGAAGGAAAGACAGACUCUACUGACUGCACAGAACACACAGCUGCUAUCAGGCUGCCACUGACAAGGACGUACAAGUGGACAAACUGCCUGUGGGUCACUUCUCGGUAGAAAUGGCACAAAGGAUGUUUCCUGAAAGUGGGCAGGAGGGCCGAUCAGUCCUGGGAAUGCUGGCAGUGCAGGUAGAGAGGGACCCCAAGACAGGUGCCACCAUUGUCAGGUCAGUGGCCCCUGUGUCCACACCAGCUGGUGCUCCAAAGGCUACCGCCAUCUUUGACGACGGCAGGAAGAGCAUCCACGCCAUCAGCGGGUCAGUAGGUCAACCCUCGUCUGAAGAGCUCGGGCAGAUCUUGAGUGUCAUCGAUGGGGUCGGGAUGAAAGCGCUGCUGGAUGAUGUCACAGUCACACCAACCAAGAUAGAGAGAGAUGCUAUCGUUGCUAGCAAAGGCUCAGAGAAAAACGACCUGGCUCUUAACACCCAUCCCAGCACGGCGAAGGAAGACAGCAGGCCACUGGGCAGCUCUAGAAGCGAUGACUCAAAGGCUGAGCUGAGCAGAGUGAGGUGUGCUGUAAGUGUGGGAAAUGCAGAUGAUAAAAACAUGAUGGCGCUGAGAUACACUACAGAAAAAGUAGAUACUGUGAAGGAGCAGAUGUUGGAGGAAAGUCCUGUAACACUCGUGUUCUUGGGAUACGCUGAUGCUACAACUGAUCUGAGCCCCAGCCAAGAGGACCAGGAAGGCGCGAUCACUGUGGAACGAGUGAUUAUCACGGAGGACGGAGAAGAGCAUGUCUUAGGCCCUGAAAUGCCUGCUCCACUUUAUUCACCAUUAGACCAGGUAGCAGAGCAAGACACCAGGAAAGAGUUCCAAGAGGAAGCGGUUCAGGAAAUUCCCUCGGGUGGAAAUGGAGCAGGAGUCAAAGUCCAGGCAGAGGAAGGUGAUAAAGAGUUGCAUAAUGAAUCUCCACCCAGCAUAGCAGAGGGAGAAGGCCGUUCCAAGCACAAGAUCUGCCAGUGCUGCUCUGUCAUGUAAGAAAUGACUGAAGAGAGACACUCCCUCACAGGCUUAAUUUCAUCGUUGGGUUUAUUUGUAUACCACGCUCCCUUUAUAUGCUGCUUUGCUGUCUCAGUGACCGGGUUCAAUAGCAUACCACACCAUCAUCUGGUACAGUCAGAAUCGUUUCAGUGUGGAGCACCCACCAUUUCCCCUCGCCUUACUAACAAAAGAGACAUUUAUAUAUUUGUGCAUCUUUCACAGUAGCUGAGGACCAGCAGCUCCUAAGGACUACUAAAAAUCCACUUCCACCCCCUAGUGGACAGAGAUAAGAACUUCAACCUGGUGCCUCUUAUAAGAUUAUUUUUUUCUCUGCCUUUGGAAGUUUGUUCCAGGCAUUCUAUUCUAUUCUAUUCUAUUGUGUUCUAUUCUAUUCUUUUAUACCAUGCCUUAUCCACCAGAACAAUCCCACACUCUUGUUUAGCAGUGGUUCCUGUAGAAAUUGAAAAAGCUGUUACACCACCCUUCAGCCAGUGCCAGUCAUUGCUUUUAGUAUAAAAAAUUCUUACACUGCUCCUGAGUGCUGAGAUUUUAAGGGUUUCAAUGUUUUUAGGAGUUUGAAUUUGACAAUUUAAAAUAAAUUUUACAUGUUGAGUUUCUUAAGCCUGGUUCAGGUGUAUGAAUUGUUUUAGUUUUUUUUUUUUUUUUUUUUAGAAACAACCUAAUUCUUGCUGAGAGUUUCGUGAGAACUUUGAUACUUUUGUCUGUGCAGUCGCUGUGAAGCUAACGCCAACAUCUGUUUAGGAUGCGCUAGGGCUGUAGGUAACCUCGCUGACAUGGCAACAAGACAUUUUUAUCUCAGUUUUUGUACUGAUUAGGCAAACACUGAUUAGGUGUUAAUUAUAAGUUGUUGUUUUUUUAAAAAACUUUCUGGCAGAGCUGGGUUUGUUGUUUUCCCCGUUUACAAUCCGUGUGCCAAGUUAAGCAAAUUGGUUGGUAGAAUUAGUUUAAUAUUUUUCCCUCACAGACAUGAAAGUGGUGCUGAUUAUCUCAUCUAACUCUUGGGAAGAAAGUAAAUAGCAUACCGCCCACCUUCUUGAACUAUGCCUUCACAUUGGACUAAUUUAGACCUGAAAAUAUGCAUUUGAAUAAAAAAAAAAAAAAAACUUGUGGAAUUGUUUUAAGCACUUUAAAGCCACAUUAUAUGAAUAG
Messenger RNA from Archocentrus centrarchus (flier cichlid), 2640 nucleotides. RefSeq lists its product as uncharacterized. Gene Ontology annotation, cellular component: membrane. Lineage: Eukaryota; Metazoa; Chordata; Actinopteri; Cichliformes; Cichlidae. Gene Ontology annotation, biological process: regulation of cell shape. Bases 550 to 1467 code for a protein of 305 amino acids. The transcript is spliced from 5 exons. The record is from RefSeq and is a predicted model, not a curated record.